Messenger RNA from Oppia nitens, 1377 nucleotides. Its product is annotated as secreted protein C-like. Gene Ontology annotation, molecular function: serine-type endopeptidase inhibitor activity. The coding region runs from base 25 to 1359 and encodes 444 amino acids. The record is from RefSeq and is a predicted model, not a curated record. Lineage: Eukaryota; Metazoa; Arthropoda; Arachnida; Sarcoptiformes; Oppiidae. The transcript is spliced from 3 exons.
AAAUUAAUAGAAAAUUAUGAGAAAAUGGCGUUUAAUUUAAUGAAAUAUCUUUUGUUUCUUUUGUCUUUUGAAUCAAUUGUUAGUCAAAAACAAGACAAUCCGUGUUCUCUUGCAGCUGAUCCGGUGGCAUGUGCUCAGUCGCAGUUGAUCCGCGGACAGACGAAUAUCGGAAUUCCGUCGGCGUGUUUCCAGAGAGUGGACGCGGGUCCGUGUAGUCAAGACUUGGUUCGCAUUUAUUUCGAUUCCAAGACAUUUACGUGUAAAUCGUUUUCGUAUUCCGGAUGCGGAGGAAACGCCAAUCGCUUCGUUUCGGUCAAGAAUUGCUACAAAUUGUGUCAUCCUUAUUAUAGACAGCGAUUCGUGAAGUUGGGAUCAGAUUCGGGACAACCGCCGAGUCCUUUACCGAAAUUCGAAGAAAAAGUUAUCGAAGAAUGUUCUGAAAGAACGACAACUGAUCUCUUGAGUGAAGAUUCGGGAGGACAACAAAGAUCCACCACUGAAGACGUCGUGUCAGACGAUUCCGGAGCCAAAGACAGAGACACCGAAUGUCCGCAACCGACGGAAGUCACGGAAGUGUCGGAAGUGAUAACGUUUUGCGAAGAAUCGACAGAAUUGGAAGUCAUUUCUGAAUCUAUUGGACCAAUUGAUUGCGAUUCCACCGAAGGAUCGAGUAGUGGUGGAACCAGUAGUCAGACGGGAGCGGCGAGUACUGAGACGGGAGGCAGUAGUGAGACGGGAGGGGCGAACAGUGAAAGCGCGACAGAGAGCGGGACAGAGAGCGGGACAGGAGCAGACGGGACGACCGGGAGUGAGAGCGGGACAGAAACGGGAAUAACCACUGAAUCGGCGGGAAGCGAAGCGACGACUGGAUCGGCGGCGGAUUCAACGGCAGAGACGACGGCAGAGACGACAGUCGAGGGUGGGGUGGAGACGACGAGUUCGGGAGAACAACAGACCACAGAAGGAGAAACAACGACUGCGGCGGCGGCGGAGACGACGGCAGAGACGACAGCAGGAGAAGAGACGACGACUACAACAGCGACAGAAGAAACAACGGAGAAAAUGGCUGAAAACGCAGAAACAACGGCGGAAGGGGGGACAGAGACGACGACCGACAAGACGACGGAGAAGACGACGGAAGAGACGACGACUUCGAGUGAAAAGGAAUCGGAAACCAAAGAAACGACAGAAAAUGGCGUCGAAUCCACGCAACAAACCAUCCAACAGUCCACGGAAGCGACGGAACUGACUUCGGAAGCAAUUUCAACCGAAAAGACGUCUUCCGAAGAGUCUUCGACUGAAUUGUCGUCUGAAAUGAGUUCUGAAACCGAAGUUUCCGGAAGUUCUGAAUCACAAUAAAUAAAAUGUUUUAUUCGA